AUGUCGCAAAACAGUGGGGAUGUCACCGCACCCAAAUGGAUAACCAAAAUCAGCAGCCAAGGCCCCUGGGACGAGUCGUCCGACCCGCUACCGUUGAGCGGCGCCCCUGCGCUGCCCAUGCCAGUGGAGAUCGCUCACCCGACGACUUUGGCUCCCUUUUUCCAGCACCUCUCUACCGGCGGUACCCACGAGCCUGCUCCGAACGGCGUGGUCGGAGUGGAGCCUUACGGGGAUGCCGAGCUCAUUGAAUUCGAGAAAGGCGUUCUCUAUGCCGACGGCCGGGUUGAUUUAUGCAAAAUGGUGACGGGACCACGCAAUAUCGGCGCCUUGAUGCAGGCCUUACGGUCCAAUACGUUUGCGAAGCAUUUCCUGCUCGGCAACAACAUCAUCGGUCCUACAGGCGCUGAGGAGAUCUCUCGCUUCAUCGUCGACUUCCCGCAUCGUUUCGAGACCUGGUACCUGGCGGGCAACUGCAUCGAUACCGCUAGCUUCCACAAGCUCGUCGACGCUAUGGUCAAAUCGCCCGUCAUCACCAACAUCUGGCUCAAGCGAAACCCUCUCCAAACCGCCGCCUGCACCGACAUCUACCGCCUCAUCACCGAGCUUCCUGCCUUGCGCACCCUCGACCUGGACCAAACCGAACUAGGCGACGACGGCAUAGCAUCCCUCUUCUCCCGGCUCAACAUCUCCUCCAAACCCAUCGCCCUCCGCCACGUCUACCUCAACGCAACAGGUCUCGGCCCCAAAGCCUGCGCCGCCAUAUCCCACUACCUCGCCAACCCCACCUGCCGCCUCGAAUCCCUCUACAUCUCCAACAACCCCGUCGGCGACAACAUCUCCCUCCUCGCGGCUGGCCUCCGCAAAACCACCACCCUCCAACGCCUCUCCCUCCAAUCCUGCGGCCUCAAAGACCCCGGCUGCAUCUCCCUCCUCGAAUCCCUCACGAACCACCCCUCCCUCAAAGUCCUCGACCUCGGCCAAUCCUACGCCACGCAAGACCUGAACUCUCGAUUCAAUUGGCUCACCGACGCCUCCGCCCCAGCAAUCAAACACCUCAUCAACUCCACCCCGCUCCAGUACCUCAACCUCUCCUACCAACCCCUAUCCCAAACCGCCCUCAACCCCCUCCUCGAAGCCGCCAUAGUCCCCCCAACCCUCCUCGUCUUCAACGCGAAACCCCUCGUCAAAGGCGGCAAAUCCUACACCGAAGUCAAAGCCGGCCAACUCUCCCACCGCCUCCUCAAAUCCCUCCACACCACCCUCACCUCAAACGUCCUCAAACACUUCCCCGCCUGCAAAUCUUACAAGGAUUUCGAGAACGGCCCCAAGCGCUUCCUGCUCUCGCCCAAGGACGUCCGGCUCAUCGACUCGGUGUAUCGGAAUCGGGAUUUUGAGAUGGCCCGCAAGGGGGUGAAGCGAUUUGAGAAGUGGUGGGGGGAGGGGGAUGAGACGUUGAGGGAGGUUGCGGAGGGGGUGGGUGUUUGA
Molecule: messenger RNA, 1485 nt
Organism: Zasmidium cellare ATCC 36951
Lineage: Eukaryota; Fungi; Ascomycota; Dothideomycetes; Mycosphaerellales; Mycosphaerellaceae
Exons: 2
Coding region: 1-1485 (494 amino acids)
Molecular function (GO): protein binding
Source: RefSeq, a predicted model, not a curated record